Messenger RNA from Colletotrichum paranaense, 969 nucleotides. RefSeq lists its product as uncharacterized. The record is from RefSeq and is a predicted model, not a curated record. Bases 1 to 969 code for a protein of 322 amino acids. The transcript is spliced from 2 exons. NCBI's taxonomy places the organism in Eukaryota, Fungi, Ascomycota, Sordariomycetes, Glomerellales, Glomerellaceae.
AUGUGUGACGUGAGGGACGACUUCUACCUAGAUUGGGAAGGUUCCAAGGACAAGGACAGGGAUAUGGAGGUUGAGGAGUACGAUGCAGCUUCCGCAGAUGACCUUGGCGCUGGCGACGGGAAGGAGAGAUCGGAGACUUCAUCCUCUUCCAGGGUAGAUAUGGCAGUUGCUGUCGGCAAGCUUCCCAUCGAAGAAGGUAACUUCCUCCUUUCGUGGAAGCUCCAAGCUGUUAGCAGUCCAAGGACCAGAGUGUCUGUCUUCUCCCAUAUAAACCUCCCCAACCCGACAUCCAUCCUCUCUUCCAUCUCUUCUUUAUCCUUCGUCUGCCAACGACACCACAGCAUCCCUCUACUUUUUUGGACCAACACACAUUCUGCCAGCAUUCCUUUCAAGUCACUUCUUCCACUCAGAAAUACGCCACUCGGCAACAUCAAAAGCAAGGCGACCGAGAUGUUCUCUCUCUCUAUUGUCACUCUGACACUAGCUGCCCUUGGCAUUGCCAGCCCCAUUAACGUCAAGCCUCGUCACCACGAGGAAGUCAAACCUCGGCAUCAUGAAGAGAUUCAACCCAGGUCUCACAAUGUCCCAAGCUUCGAGACACUGAAACUUGAAACAACCACCAACGUGGGCUCUGCCGUCUCCAAGAUGAUUCCCGGUGUUGGAAAUGAUUGGGGAUGCAAUCAUAUCACUGCCCCAAACCCCCUUGACUGCCCAGCCCUUUUCGCAAAGAUACAAUCCGGGCAAAAGGAUGGAGUCACCGUAUCGACCGACAAAACUUGCUUCACCCAGACUCAUGGUACAUGCAAGGCCACCGUCUGCUCAGCUGGUGGAGUUGACAAUGUGGACUAUUCGUUGACAACUGCACGGAUGAUGAACCCGAUUCAAACAACGUGCGUUGUCAAUGGGAAAAGUGGCUACUGGUGGAACGAGAACCACACAGUCUACGUCUCGGUCACGCGUGGCAACUAG